GUCGCAAUGGGGCUGAUAGCGGCGCUUAUAAAGGGGCCAUGGAGGGGGCGGGGGGGGCUCAGUACAACCACGGUGCUGCGGGGCCGGCGGUGACGGUCCCCCCCGAGCCGCCUCCAUGGGCCGCACUCUGCUCUUCCUCCUCUUCUUCAUUCAGGGCCGGGGGGAAACAGCGACCCCCGCCCCCCCGGUGGGUGAUGGACGGACGGCGGCGCUGCGGGCGCUGCUGGCGGAGGUCGCCCCCCCCCUCCAUGCGUUGCGGGGUCGGGGGGUUCGUUGCGGGGCGCUGCUCCCCGAUUCCCUCCCCGGUUUCUCCCGCAUCCCCCCGCUGCCCCGCGCCGUGUCCCGAGCCUCGUUGGUUCUGGUGCUGAGUCGAACCGGCUGCAAACCGGAGGCGGAGGAAGCGGCGAUGGGGCUGUACCGGGAGCUGAGCCCCCCCGCGGUCACCGCGUUGCUGCGGGGUCUGGCGGGGCUGCGGGACGUCCCGGCGGACCGGACGCUGCCGCUUCUCUCCAGCCUGGCCCGAUUGAGGCGGCGCUGCGUUCGGCCCCGCAACGAGACCCGCAACGGGACGGUCCGGUGCCGUCGGGAGGCGGAAGACGACGCUUGUAGCCCCCCCGGUGAACGGCAGGCUCACGGCGUGAUCGAGUGGGUACCGGGAGUCAACGCCGUCUAUAACCUGGGCAGCGGCCUCUACUUCGCCUUCCAGGGCUGCGAGCUGCUCGCGUCCGAACGGGCGCUGCAGGCGGCCGAGGAUCUGGGCUACGCGGCGUUAACGGCGAUCACGGGAGGCGGCCCCGUGGCCGUGGGGAUCCGGUUCGGGCUGCAGCCCGGUAUCAAAGCGGGGGUCCGAGCUCUCUAUGGGUAUUUCACUGCGGACGGGGAACCACCGACGGCGCCCAGCGCUCACAGCGGCCCCGUCCUCGUGGUCUGAAUAAAGCCACGUCCCCGCCCGGUGUCCGUAUCGGUA
Messenger RNA from Coturnix japonica (Japanese quail), 967 nucleotides. It is a transcript of the gene APOF, whose product is annotated as apolipoprotein F. Gene Ontology annotation, biological process: cholesterol metabolic process. The record is from RefSeq and is a predicted model, not a curated record. Lineage: Eukaryota; Metazoa; Chordata; Aves; Galliformes; Phasianidae.